UAAGAUGGCCCACGUGUCUCUCAGAGUCGGGCCCUGAGUUCCCCCAGCUGCUUUCGCCACUGCGAUCCAGGGCGACCCCUCUGACCCCCAGGUGUGCGCUCAUCCCCGGUCCGCUAGAGCAGGACCCCGCACAAUUCCCAGCCCUCAGUGGGCCAACUUGGAGAAGCAACUUGGUCCGGGGAACGGGGCACUGCGCAUGCGGAGCUCCAAAUUCAAACAGCUGUUUCCAGAGGCUGGAGGGCCGGUGGACCCGGAGCCGCUGGGGCUAGGGGACGCUUUCUUGAGGAGGCGGCCUCUCGGGAGCCAUGGUGGACCGGGGCCCUCUGCUCACCUCAGCCAUCAUCUUCUACCUGGCCAUCGGUGCAGCUAUUUUCGAGGUGCUGGAGGAGCCGCACUGGAAAGAGGCUAAGAAAAACUAUUAUACAGAGAAAUUGCAUCUACUCAAGGAGUUCCCGUGUCUGGGCCAGGAGGGACUGGACAAGAUCCUGCAGGUGGUAUCUCAUGCUGCAGAUCAGGGCGUGGCCAUCACAGGGAACCAGACCUUCAACAACUGGAACUGGCCCAAUGCAAUGAUUUUUGCAGCCACUGUCAUAACUACCAUCGGCUAUGGCAACGUGGCCCCCAAGACUCCUGCUGGUCGUCUCUUCUGUGUCUUCUAUGGCCUCUUUGGGGUGCCACUCUGCCUGACAUGGAUCAGUGCCCUGGGCAAGUUCUUCGGGGGACGAGCGAAGCGGCUGGGCCAGUUCCUCACCAAGAGAGGCGUGAGCCUGCGGAAGGCACAAAUUACGUGCACAGCCAUCUUCAUUGUGUGGGGCGUCCUGGUCCACCUGGUGAUCCCACCCUUUGUGUUCAUGGUGACUGAGGAGUGGGACUACAUCGAGGGCCUCUACUACUCCUUCAUCACCAUCUCCACCAUCGGCUUUGGCGACUUUGUGGCUGGUGUGAACCCCAGUGCCAACUACCACGCCCUGUACCGCUACUUUGUGGAGCUCUGGAUCUACCUGGGGCUGGCCUGGCUGUCCCUCUUUGUCAACUGGAAGGUGAGCAUGUUUGUGGAGGUCCACAAAGCCAUUAAGAAGCGGCGACGGCGGCGAAAAGAGUCCUUCGAGAGCUCCCCACACUCCAAAAAGGCUCUGCAGAUGGCAGGGAGCACAGGGUCCAAGGAUGUCAACAUUUUCAGCUUUCUGUCUAAAAAGGAAGAGACCUACAACGACCUCAUCAAGCAGAUUGGGAAGAAGGCAAUGAAGACGAGCGGGGGUGGGGAGAAGGUCCUAGGGAUGGGACCUGGACCGGUAGUGGGACCGGGAACAGGACCAGGACCCGGGCCAGGGCCAGGGCCAGGGCCAGGGCCUCAGGGGGGCGGGCUGACAGACGUCCCCGCCUCCCUGGCCCCCCUGGUGUUCUACUCUAAGAACCGGGUGCCCAGCUUAGAAGAGGUGUCUCAGACACUAAGGAGCAAAGGCCAUGUGUCACGACCCCCCAGUGAGGAGGCUGGGGCGGAGCCCCCCGAGGAUGGUUCCCCCACCUCUGAAGUCUUUGCUAACCAGCUGGACCGAAUCAGUGAGGAGGGUGAGCCGUGGGAUGCCCAGGACUACCACCCACUCAUCUUCCCGAACGCCAACAUCACCUAUGUGAAUGAGGACACUGGCCUCUUGGACGAGGAGACAUCCAAGUCCUCAUUGGAGGACAACCUGACUGGGGAGGAGAGGCCCCAGGAAGAGGCUGAGGCUGAGGUGCCCCUGAACUUGGGCGAGCUGCCCUCGUCAGAUGAGUCCACCUUCACCAGCACCGAGUCAGAGCUCUCUGUGCCUUAUGAACAGCUUAUGGACGAGUACAAUAAGGUGAACUGCCCCAGGGGCACGUGAGGUGGGGCCGGCUCCCCACUCCACCUUUGAUGGCUUCCAUCACCCUUAUCCUGGGGCACCCUGCCAUGCCUGGGUUCCCCUGGAACUGGGAGUGGGGGGCCAGGGGCCUGCCUCGCCUUUCAUCCCCUACAGCUACAUGCUACCUGUCAAGCAAGGUGCGUGCUCAGGACAGGACCUCUGUUCUCUAGCUGAGCAGGCACCCUGGCAAUGGGAGGCAUCUGUUCUGAGCACAGCUGGUUUAUUUGAUGGUUCAAAGACAUGUGUGGGCUGGCAGGACUGACCUUUACCCCAUCAUACGGUUGAGAAUGCCACACGGUUCUCCUAGGUCCAGGCCUCGGCCAUUUGAGCUUACUAGCACUGGUGAGCUUCUGCGUCGGGGCUCAGCACUGGGAUAGGCAUUUCCAGAGAGGGCGGGCCCAGCCUUUGCUGGAGUGUAGCUGUGGUGAGAGGGCUGGGCACUCAGGUCUCAGCUGGAACAGGGCCCUGCCUUGGGGCAAGGAUUUAACUGCCUCCCAAUCCCUUUGUUUGCCUGACAGGCCCCUACUUCAAACCUCAGUAGGGAAGGGACUGCCUGGGGGAAGGGAGUGAGGAGAUAAAGGGCAGGUACUGCAGAACUCCUAAGCAAGUCCCAAGGGUGCCCCCAAAGUCCUAGACCUUGUUGAUUUACCAGGACCCAGCCCAGCCCAGAGACCGGGCCGGUCUCCUGCCUCAGCCACCCUUUGGCCAACCGAUGAAGGGUGCAAGCUUCCUGCCUCCCAGGAGGUGGUGGGAGAAAGCGAAGGGGAAGGCCGUUGCCACUGAGCCAGCUCACCUCGGCCCCCACCAUCCCGUUUCCCUGUGCCCAGAACAAGGACUUCACCGCUCACUCCCCAGGUUGCUCUGGGCUCACAGGUGGAAAUGGCCAAAUAUGUGAAUCAGGCUCCUCCCUCUAGGGGGGGUGUGUGUGUGUGUGUGUGUGUGUGUGUGUGUGUGUGUGUGUGUGUGAGAGAGAGAGAGAUUUGUGAUGGGGGAGCAAAAGAUAAUGUGAAACUGUACACAGACUUUCCGGUGAGAGGCCAGCAGAGUUUUUAAGUUCUCCAUGAUUGUACACUCUGGGGCCUGUCCACUCUGCCCUGCAUGUUUUGUUAUUUU
This is a messenger RNA of Pteronotus mesoamericanus, 2996 nucleotides long. RefSeq names its product potassium two pore domain channel subfamily K member 5 (gene KCNK5). Gene Ontology annotation, biological process: potassium ion transmembrane transport; stabilization of membrane potential. Gene Ontology annotation, cellular component: plasma membrane. The transcript is spliced from 5 exons. Gene Ontology annotation, molecular function: outward rectifier potassium channel activity; potassium ion leak channel activity. NCBI's taxonomy places the organism in Eukaryota, Metazoa, Chordata, Mammalia, Chiroptera, Mormoopidae. The record is from RefSeq and is a predicted model, not a curated record. The coding region runs from base 306 to 1865 and encodes 519 amino acids.